CUGUAGCAACUUUCCUCAUAAUUAACCAUAACUCCUUAAAUCCUCAAAUACAAGAGAGGUUCAAUUCAACCACAAGAAUUUGAACAUACUUCUUUAAAUCUCUUUUAUACAAUUGGACAUUAUUUUCUAUUUCUUUCAAACUAAAAAAAGAGUGUUGCUUUGUCCUUUACAACCUUACCUAAUUUUAAACACACCAAAAUCAAAAAUUUUUCCCCUUAAUUUCUUCUAUACUCUUUUGGAUUAUCCAUAAAUUUCUACUUACAUUUUUCAGAGAGCAUGCCUGAAUGUCCAGAGAAAGGGAGAGAUAUUUGGAUGAGAUAGGAAAGAAGAAAGAAGGAGAUGGUUGUUUUAAAAAGGGAAGAAUGUUAGGAGGUUCUGGAACAUUAAAUACAACAACACCUUGUGCAGCAUGUAAGCUUUUGAGAAGAAGGUGUGCACAAGAAUGCCCUUUUUCUCCAUAUUUCUCUCCUCAUGAGCCUCAGAAGUUUGCUUCUGUACACAAAAUUUUUGGUGCCAGCAAUGUCUCAAAGAUGCUAAUGGAAGUAAGUGAGAACCAAAGAGCAGAUGCAGCAAAUAGUCUUGUUUAUGAAGCUAAUGUAAGGCUAAGAGAUCCAGUUUAUGGUUGCAUGGGUGCAAUUUCAUCUUUGCAACAACAAGUUCAAUCAUUACUAAGUGAACUUAAUGCUAUAAGGGAAGAAAUACAUAAAUAUAAACUCAUAGAAGCUAACAUGCUUCCUUCUUCUGAAGCUACUGUUUCAAUUGCUACUCUUCCAACACCUUCAACAACAACACUACCAAUGCUUCCUUCUUCCAUUUACACACAACAAGAUAAUCCUACCAAUUAUAACACAAUUUCAACUGAUCAUAUUUCCUAUUUUAAUUAAUUUUGCAAACAAAAUAAUAAUAUUAUUAUUAUUAUAUUUUUUAUUAAUGAUUAAGAAGAGGAGAGUAUUAAUUAGUCA
Messenger RNA from Cicer arietinum (chickpea), 962 nucleotides. RefSeq names its product LOB domain-containing protein 15-like. The record is from RefSeq and is a predicted model, not a curated record. Lineage: Eukaryota; Viridiplantae; Streptophyta; Magnoliopsida; Fabales; Fabaceae.